This is a messenger RNA of Vespa velutina, 4731 nucleotides long. Its product is annotated as mediator of RNA polymerase II transcription subunit 15-like. NCBI's taxonomy places the organism in Eukaryota, Metazoa, Arthropoda, Insecta, Hymenoptera, Vespidae. The coding region runs from base 1135 to 3288 and encodes 717 amino acids. The transcript is spliced from 7 exons. The record is from RefSeq and is a predicted model, not a curated record.
GGAGUAAAAAGGAAAAAGCUCGAGGAAGAAAAUGCAAUUGGAAAAUAUUGUAAAUAUAGAUUUCUCAAUUGUAUGUGACAAUAUAUUCUCGUUGGACUGUACGGUCGAUGUCGUCGUACAGUCAACUUACGAACGAACUUUAAUUGUCGAUCUUUGCCGGAUAGAGCUCUCUAGAGGAGUUUUUUUUCACGGAUUCUCCGUGAAAAACAAAGACAAAAGAAAAGAAGUGGACAAUUUUUGGAGGUUAAAACAUAUUACCACGUGAUCGUAACCUUUCUUUUUUUUUUUUUCGGAAAGAUAUUAAUUUUCAUCCAAUAGGUUAAUCGUAAAACGUAUACGAACGUUUCUAUGGUUCCGUGAAAUUCGAACGAUCGGGAGGUUAAGAUCGAAUCAUGACAAAAUAAUCUCCACGGGGACUGUACAGCCGAAGUUGUAUUGACCGCGGCGUUUUCUCCGGUGCGGCGGAUGUGUUUCAUCGAAAAAAAACAAAAAAAAAAAAAAAACAAAAGUAAAUAAAUAAAUAAAAAUAAAUAGAGAAAAGAGAGGGGAGAAAAAAUAGCUAAACGUACACACGUACGUACUAUAAUCGGCUAAAUGUUAAACAUCGAAAGGAUUUACUCGUCGUAAGGCGUUCUUUAGUGCGCGUUAAAUGUCGACAAGAUUGACGUGAGGUAAAAAUCAUACCUUUCCUUUUCGUUUCUCUUUUCUCUUUCUCUUUUUAUUUCAUUCUCUUUCUUUCUUUCUUUCUUUCUUUCUUUCUUUCUUUCUUUUUGUUCUUUUUCGUUUUAUUUUAUUUUUCGUGCCUAAGACGUCAAGGUUUCGUCGAAAGUCAAACGCAGAGCACAAUGACGAAAACGAAGAAGAAGAAAUAUUUUUGGAUCAAUCGAAUUGCAUUGAAGUGACAAUGACGUUUCGAUUAUAUUAUUUGGAUUCGAAUUUCAUCAAAAAACACGACACAGUUUAUUAUACAUGUCGUCCUUUUUGGACGAAUAAAGUUUGUAAAAAUCUUGAUGGUGAUGCACAGCCAUUUGUCACGUGGUUCUCCUACUUUUAAUACGUCACUUGUCGCGUGAAAUUUGAAUUCUUUUUUUGUCCUCUCCUUUACACAAUUGUAAAUAAAUUAAGAUAAUAACAAUGGGAAAGACAAGGGGUGUACAUGAAACCACACCGGAAUUAAGAAAUCGUAUGGUUGGAAUGUACGAGGCUGGCUUGGGACUUCGUGAAAUUGCAGCUGCAGUUAAUUGUUCGCAACGUACAGUCAAAAGAUGGCUCAAUCGAUUCGAUAAAGAAGGUAAUGUGGAAACCAGAGAACGUUGUGGUCGUAAAAGAGCUACAACAGCUGAACAAGAUGAAGCGAUAAUCAGGCUUGCUACACAAACACCUUUAACUGCUGCGAAAGCUGUGCUUCCGGCUUUAGGACUUACCUGUUCUGUUGAUACUGUACGAGAGAGAUUACAUAAAGCAGGAAUUCAUAGUUGGACUCCAUCUAGAAAAUAUAUGCAAAGGAUUCCACUUGGUAACGAUACAGAUGGUGCAGCUAUUCAACAAGCCGUAUGGAGACCUACUGGUACUCAAUUAGGGAAAAAGAAAUCAAAUAAAGAUACCAACAAGAAUGAUAAAAGUAUUCCAAAAAAGAAAAAUCCUCCACGCAAAGUAAGAGCCAGAGAUAUAUAUGUUGGCGAUGGCGCACCCGUAGAUAAUUUAAAACAAUCUAAUGAACAACAAGAGUUUGGAUUUGCCCAACAAAAUAUUCCCCAAGAACAAACUAAUGAAAUACAAAAUGCUACACAAACUUUACCUGACAAUCAAACAGAAUUCAAUAGUGGAUUAACUAUGAAUCAACAGCCACAACCAAUGUAUCAACAUCCUAGUAUGAAUAUCGCACAAAAUAAUUGGCCUCUUGAUCUUGUACAAGGCAGUCAUCAUUAUCCACAAGGUCAACCAACUGCAGUAACUCAUAAGCCAAUGGCACCUCAACAUCAACUUCAAGAGCUUCAUAGUCAAGGAGAGCAACAUCAUAUGCAACAAGUGCAACAACAACAACAACAACAACAACAACAACAACAAAUGCAGCAACAAACUCAGCAAAGAUUGCAGGAAGAAACGAAUAUUCAUCAUUCUAAAUUUGACUCUCAGCAAGCACAAAUUCAAGUUGAUCAUCAGGUCCAACAACAACAAGAACAAAGCCUACAAUCAAAAUUAUCUAAUCCUGUGAAUAGUAGCACAAAUAUUGCUUCAGAUAGUUCAAAUUCGUGUAGUUCUCUUGAAAGUAAUCAAUUGUCAAAUACAGAUAGUGUGCAAGUUGACGAUACACCAAAGGCAGAAAGUGAACAUUCAGAAAGACAAAAGAAAAAAAAGAAAGGUGGUAAAGCAAAGGGAACACUAGAAACUAGUGUAGAAAUUAGAAAUCGUAUGAUUGGGAUGUCGGAAGCAGGAUUAUCUACAUUAUCCAUUGCAUUAGCAAUUGAUAGAUCGGAACGUACUGUUAAAAGAUGGUUAGAACGUUGGCAUAAAGAAGGAAAUGUACAAACGAAAGAAAGAAAGGGUCGUCGUCGAAUUACCACUAAGGAACAAGACGAAGCUAUUGUCGCAAUGGCUACUCAACAUCCAUUAACCGCAGCAAAAUAUGUGGCUCCUGCUUUAGGAUUGAAAUGUAGCGUGGAUACGAUUAGGGAGCGCCUUCAUAAAGCAGGGAUACAUAGUUGGAAACUUGGAAAGAAACAAGGAGAAGGUAAUGCAGUUCAUACGGUUCAUCUUUGGCAACCUAGUGGUAAUCGUCUUAAUAAACCAAAAACUUCUGGAGAUAAGAAGAAGAAAUCAAGUGAUAAUAAAAAGAGAGAUCAUUCAACAAAUAAUAUACAAAAACGAAUAUCUAGAAAAAAGAAAAUUGAUUCUUCUCCUUUAAAAGUUGUACCACCACCAGCAAAUAUGGUUCCUGAACAAGCUCCUAUGCCUUUCCAUAAUCCGGCAACGAUGCCAAAUUAUGUUGGAAAUAAUAACAUAUUGCAGCCUGUUCAUAAUAUCUCUGCACCUCCACCAUCAAUUCCUCAACCACAACCACCACCGCCUCCAGGUCCACCUCCAGGACCGCAAUCAAUGCAACCAAUGGGUCCUAUUAUGCAACAAAGACCCGAUUGUAGAUUAGCUCCUUCUAUAGUUCCACCUGUAUCUACUCAAGGUAAUUCUGGUGCAGUUUAUGCAUCAUGUUUGGUGGCAAAUAAUAAUCACACAGGUCAUAUGGAACAACCCGAUCCAUUAAAUUAUGAACCAUACAUUUGGAGCUUUUAAGAGGUAAUGUCUUUUAUUAUAAGUUUAUAAAAUCUCUCUCUCAUUUUUUUUACGAUAAAAAUUUAGUUAUUUAUAUAUAUAUAUAUAUAUAUAUAUAGUGAAUCUUCUGAUUAGAUCUCACUAAUUUUAUGUUCAUAUAUGUCAUUAUUUGCUGUGAUUACUGCCUUUCAAUUAACAAAGAAGAAAGAAAAAAAAACUGAGAAACAUAAAACGCUUAAAGUAAAAGUUUAAAAUAAAUUUAUGUAACUUUGCACCUUUUGAAAAUUUACGAACUAUUUACACAUAACUGUUAAGUAUUCCAUAAAUUUUCAAUGAUAAAAAACAUCAUUAAAAUCAGAUGUUACUGUAAAUACUUUGUAGAAUGUAAAUUUGAAUCUGUCAUUACAAAAAAAAAAAUGGCAUGCGUGAGUAGAUAUAAUAUAAUACACCAAAUGCAUUACAAAAUCUUUUAAAUAUUUCUCCUAAUAACAAGUUGUCGUAAUUAGUUAUAUUAAAUGAUGUAUAAAUCAUUUUUUAUUGUGUAUAUAUAAAUAUAUAUAUUUAAAUGACGUGAGAGGAAUAUUUAUUUUAGGAACUUGUAUUGCAUAAUUAAGGGAAAAUAAUUUUAAAACUAGUUGUUCCUCCGAGAUAUUGAUCAUAAUUGUGGUAUAGUAAAAUAAUACAUACAUUAAUUUUUUUACAUCUUAACUAUAAAUAAUAAAGCAAUAUGAUAUUUUAAAAAUGUUACAGAUGGGUAGAAAUUUGUAUCAAAAAUAGAGUACAAUCUGGUAUAUUCCAGUAAUGUGUAAAAAUUUGAGAGUUAAAAAGUAUUAGAGAAAAAGCAUUAAAAUUUUAAUACUGUGUGUGUGUGUGUGAGGGGGAUUCAAUUUUAUUGAAACUCAAAUUAAAUUAUUUUAUAUCGAUUAUAGGAACAUUCUACUAUCAUUUUUAUUUCUUAAUAGAUAUAAAUUAUGUAUUUAUCAUAAAUAAAACAGUAUUCUUAAAGAACGUCCAUAUAUAAUACUGAUAAUACAUAUACAAGUUAAUAUAUAUAAUUGUGUAAAAAAAAAAAAAAAAAAAAUAAGUAUUUGCAUGUUCAUAUUACAUUAUAUCAAAUCCAGUGUUUCUUAACAUUUGAUUAGGAUCUUUAAAAAAAAAAAAAAAAAAAAAAAUGUGCAAUUGUAUACUGUAUAAGUAUGCAAGAAUGAUAAUGUGUGCUCAAAUAUCGCAUACAAUCUGACAAAUAAAUAUAUCAUAUUGUAUUUUGUUACAAGCAUAGUAGUUUUGAGAAUGCAUACAAAAAUUGCAUAAUUUAUCAUUAUUAUAAAAUUAAUAAAAAAAAGUCUGUAUAUCUCAUCUGAUUACAGUUUAUAUUUUUUCACAGGUUACCUACAUAAAUAAAGUAUAUCUCAUAUCACCUAGUUAUGAUACAGUUAAAGUAUAAUAUUACAAAGUGUUCCUACA